Ostreobium quekettii is the source of this 516-nucleotide messenger RNA. The record is from the annotation of a GenBank genome assembly. Lineage: Eukaryota; Viridiplantae; Chlorophyta; Ulvophyceae; Bryopsidales; Ostreobiaceae.
AUGAUAUGGCGGGGCGCACUGGUGGUUGAUUCUUGUACAGUGAAUGACCUGGGGGUGUCAGCUGCUUGGAUGCACAUGGAAUUCCAGUUGAGUGUGAUACAUCCUAUGCUCCAGGUGGGGCAGCUGCUGCACAGUACACUUAACAUUGGUUCAAAUCAAGCAUUGGCAGAGCAGGUCGUGGUCCGUUUGGUGGCGACUCAUCGCAGGCGCAGGAUGCCUUUCGAAAUUUGUGGCCCUAUCCAAAUGCUGCUGGUUUGGGUGGUAAGCUUAGCCCACGAAUAUGUGAUUAUGAGCAUGACAGCAGUUCUCAAAGUGGACAGAAAUCCAUACCUAAUUCACAGUGGAAGUUUGUGCCAACAGGCCCUGGUGAGGUGCACCAGCUAUGAAAUGUUGGUUUUGCUGCUCUGGUGGCUGCAUGUACGAUUUGACAUGCCCAGUCGCUGGUGUUGUUGGUGGCACAACCUUUGCAGCUUUACAACCAUCCAAUUUGUUGUUGAUGUUGCGCCUGGGUUGUGA